UCCAUAAUUAGAAAAACCUUUUGAAAUUUAGUUCAGAAGUUUCAUCCAAGUGUGUCUGGAGUGCAGAUUCUAGCUACAAAUUAAACAUGAGUGGAGGUUACUAUUCUUCUUCUAAUUCCCAGCAUGAUCAUCAUCAUCACCCUACCUUCCCUCUGCACUUAUGUUUCUUCCUUCUUGUAUUGCUCACGUUUGUUGGGUUUUCAUGGUACAUAAACUACGAGUCUCUGCUGGAGGGCAUUUUUGAUCAGGUGAAACUGGUGCUCAUGGUGUCUCCCUUGCUGUUGUUACUAGUGGUGCACUGGCUUUCCAACAAUGACCGGAGGCGGGUGCCCUCUCUCAUACCCUUACCUGAAAAAGACUCCCUUCAUAGGGCUGGAGGAACUCCAUGGGGAGUUGGAUUUCUGCUUGUUUUCCUGUUUUUUAUGAUUUCUUACCAGUCUUACUUUCAAGAACGUUGGUUUCCUCUUCUAAGCAGAUAGCACCACUUCUACGUAAUAUACUUUACUGUUGUUAUUAUAUGUGUAAAUCAGGUUUCUGCAGCAGCAGGAGAGUUCUGGAACUUCUGAAAUGGCAUCUUCUUUUCCCGUAUUGUAGUGAAGUUGAAUUAUAUA
This is a messenger RNA of Prunus mume (Japanese apricot), 611 nucleotides long. RefSeq names its product oxidoreductase/transition metal ion-binding protein. The record is from RefSeq and is a predicted model, not a curated record. NCBI's taxonomy places the organism in Eukaryota, Viridiplantae, Streptophyta, Magnoliopsida, Rosales, Rosaceae.